Pangasianodon hypophthalmus (striped catfish) is the source of this 2060-nucleotide messenger RNA. RefSeq names its product SAP30 binding protein (gene sap30bp). Gene Ontology annotation, cellular component: nucleus. NCBI's taxonomy places the organism in Eukaryota, Metazoa, Chordata, Actinopteri, Siluriformes, Pangasiidae. Gene Ontology annotation, biological process: regulation of DNA-templated transcription. The coding region runs from base 18 to 992 and encodes 324 amino acids. The transcript is spliced from 11 exons. The record is from RefSeq and is a predicted model, not a curated record.
CUGGAGAGAAACCGGUCAUGGCGCAUGCGCACAAAUAUAUUGUUCUGCGUCAUCACUGUGCGACGAGCCGAGUCAAUAUGGCGAGCGGUAAGAAAAGUGCACUUCUGUCUUCUUUAGCCGCUUAUGGAGACGAUUCAGAGCAAGACUCAGAUCCAGACACCGAUGAACAAGAGGCUCAUGGGGGAUUGGUGUCGGCCGGUUACGGGGACGAUGACGCCGGUCGAGCAGAGGAAGGAGACGAGAGAGACUCGGGGAACGAAGAGAGCGACGAGAACGACGGAAUCUCGGAAGCGGACGAUUCUGACUCGGCUGAACCUCACGAGGAUUCAAAGGAUGUUAUAACGGGUGAGAAGAAGGAUCCCAAUGAGUUGGUUGCCCAGUUUUCAGAGAAAGUGAGGAACAUGUCUCCUGAGGAAAUCCGUAUUCCUCCUGAACCCCCAGGCCGCUGCUCCACCCAUCUACAGGAGAAGAUUUAUAAACUGUAUGAGAGGAAGCUGCAUGGAGACUUCGACACCAACAGCCACAUCCAGAAGAAGAAAGAGUUCCGUAACCCCAGUAUUUAUGAGAAGCUGAUCCAGUUCUGUGGUAUUGAUGAACUCGGGACGAACUACCCAAAGGACAUGUUUGAUCCUCACGGUUGGUCUGAAGAUUCGUAUUAUGAAUCAUUAGCCAAAGCUCAGAAAAUUGAGAUGGAAAAACUGGAGAAAGCCAAAAAGGAGCGGACGAAGAUUGAGUUUGUGACGGGAACGAAGAAAGGCACGAGUACGAACGCCGCUGCCGUGACCACCAACACCACCAACACCACCUCCUCAGAUGCUCAGAAGAGGAAGAGUAAGUGGGACUCGGCGGUUCCGGUCACUCUCUCCCAGCCGGCUCUGCUCACCACCACAGCCACGCUGCCCGGGGUCGUCUCCGUCACCACCACCGCCAGCGGCACCAAGACCACCGUCAUCUCCGCCGUGGGCACCAUCCUGAAAAAAGCCAAGCAGUGACCUCACACACCUGAGCCAGGUAACGCCCUGCUCACAGGAAGUGAUGUCACGCUCCCGUUUAACUGGACUGCUUUCCAUUGGCUGAGAAAGUGGCUGAAGUGGACUGGACCUCAGCGAUGAACUGCUCAGUACCGGACUUUAUUAUCCAAAUUAAUGAGUUCUGACCGCUCGCUAGUCCUGUUCUCACCACACUGAGGUUUUAUUCUCUCUUCACGUCUCUCUUCACGUCUCUCUUCACAUUUCUCUUCGCGUCUCUCUUCACGUCUCUCUUCACGUUUCUCUUCGCGUCUCUCUUCACGUCUCUCUUUGCCUCUCUUCACCUCUCUCUUCGUCUCUCUCCGCGUCUCUCUUCGCGUCUCUCUUCGCGUCUCUCUUCGCGUUUCUCUUCGCGUCUCUCUUCACGUCUCUCUUCGCGUUUCUCUUCGCGUCUCUCUUCACGUCUCUCUUCGCCUCUCUUCACCUCUCUCUUCGUCUCUCUCCGCGUCUCUCUUUGCGUCUCUCUUCGCGUCUCUCUUCGCGUCUCUCUUCGCCUCUCUCUUCGCGUCUCUCUUCGCCUCUCUCUUCGCCUCUCUCUUCGCGUCUCUCUUCGCGUCUCUCUUCGCGUCUCUCUUCGCCUCUCUCUUCGCCUCUCUCUUCGCCUCUCUCUUCGCCUCUCUCUUCGCGUCUCUCUUCGCCUCUCUCUUCGCCUCUCUCUUCGCGUCUCUCUUCGCGUCUCUCUUCGCCUCUCUCUUCGCCUCUCUCUUCGCGUCUCUCUUCGCCUCUCCUCGUCUCCCUUUGAUCUGUAAAUCGUUCCCAGCUCAGGGGUUCAGUGGAAAUGCGUUUGCGAUCUUCUUUUUCAUUUUUAUCUGUUUUUAAUUUUGCACAAUAAACAUUUUCACAGCCGAUCUGCUAGCCAUCUUCAUCUUCAUCUUCACGUGAAUUUCAUUCUGUCUGAAACACACCGAGCUGCCGAAUGUUUGUGUUUAUUUUUUAUUUUCCGGAUGAUGGUGUGGUCAUGAGACGAAGUAAAUCAGUGAUUUAUUCCCGAUGAUGAUGAGGAUAAAAAUAAACAUUUUGUAUUGUUGUGUA